Molecule: messenger RNA, 5593 nt
Organism: Podarcis lilfordi (Lilford's wall lizard)
Lineage: Eukaryota; Metazoa; Chordata; Lepidosauria; Squamata; Lacertidae
Source: the annotation of a GenBank genome assembly
CUAGGCGGCGCUGGGGAGACCGGCGACGUCGUUUUACUUGGCUGGUCCUUCUAGCCCACAGCGCUUUAUAGCUCUCUUCCCGGCAUGCUUUGCCCUCUUUUGGACCGGCCGCCGUCGACAUGGUGAGCAGGAGGGCGGCGGAAUCCGAAGCCAUCCGCCGCCGGGGGGCCAUUGGAAAGGGAAUGCGGGGUGGAAUUAGCACCGGCGGAGGGGGCUGCAGGUCGCCCGGUCGGUAGUCCGGAGGUUAAGCCCCCACUUCUUGUCCCUGCGGGCUGAACCCGACUUGGGGGGUGGGGGGUGCCCUGUUUCUUCCGGUACAGAGAUGGCUGCAUUCCGUGAGUGAAGGCUCCAAGGCCGUAGUUAGGCCGGCCAGGCCUUGCAUGCAUUUGGGGGGGGGGUGCGGGGCGGCGGCUGGGAGAUCCAGUGGGAGAUCGGGUUUUGUCAUGGCGGCGGAGGCGAUCCGUGCAACCUUUUCGUAGGCCGCUGUUAACUCGCGAUGGGAGAGAAAGGGAAAGGAAGGAUUGGGAAGGAGCCGAGUAUAGGGCAGCCGCCUUCUCUUUCUGGACCUUGGGGCGCCCUGAUCCCCGAGUACCUGUCAGACGGUGAGAAAUCCGGCAGAAUCAAGUUUCCCUUUGGCGUGAUGGGGCAGCAUGUGUAUUUGCGUGUGCAGCAAUGCAUCUGGGUAUCAGGGGAUUUUAGGCUUACGAUUCAGGUAUAGGAGAAAAGGUGUCUGGCGUGUGUCUCUUAAAUAUGGUAUUCUCACCUCAAGUCUUCCUCGACCUUAGCUGACCGACCAUUAAAAAUGCUGUUGAAAAGUAGCUCACCCCGACUUUUGCCCUCCCCUUGCCAAAGUGCCUAAGGUUUGUCCACACUUUCAUUUGGAUGUGACCCACCUGGAUUUGUGGACAAUUUAAGGCUGGGCAAGGACUUUCCUGCAGCUAGCUUGGGACCUUUUCCCUGCUGUGCCUGGGGGUAGUGGUGCUUUUUUAUGUUUUCUGGCCAUGAAUGGGUAGUGCUGACCCUUUGCUCUAUGAGUUACUGAAGUUUACCCCAAGUUUAGAAGCUUCUGUCUCACCCUUGCCAAACCAUGGCCUAAGCAGUGACACAAGGCAUAAUGUUUGUAUGUAGCACAGUGCAACGUAUGCCCCGUAAAUAAGCUUCCCUUCUAUUUAAUAGAAUUCUAUUAAAUGCACCUCUAACUCCUGAUAGAGGUUGUGUUUAAACAUCAGUCAAAAAGUUGUGAAUGUGAAGCCUUAGCAUGUUCUUAUUAAGUCCCAUCUUCUCCAGGUGUUUUGGAUUGCAACUCCCAUGGUCUCUGGUGUUUGGCCAUGCUGACUGGAGCUGAUGGAUGUUGUAGCCAAAAACAUCCGAGAGUCCCAGUUUGGGAAAGACUGCCUCAAAGGGACUGUUUCUACCAAUGUCACCUUUUCUGAACCCUUUUGAGAUAAGGCUGCACACGUCUGCCACCUUGCCCCUGAGUGUGUUGAUAGUAAGGCCAUUGAGAGGGAAGCUGCCUGGGGAUUCUUCCACUCUUUGCAGCGGAGCGGUUCUCAACCUGUGGGUCCCCAGAUGUUGUUGGACUACAACUCCCAUCAUCCCUGAGCUCUGGCCUUGCUAGCUAGGGGUGAUGGGAGUUGUAGUUCAACAACAUCUGGGGACCCACAGGUUGAGAAAGGCUGCUACAGAAAAGGCUAGGCUGAAGAUUUUAAGCCCCUUGCAAAAUUUAUUGUGUAGCCAUUCUGUUGCAUCUUACUGAUUUUGCUUUUUUUGGUCCUUUGACUCUCCCAGGGACGAGUGCGCACAAAGACGGUGAAAAAGGCCGCCCGGGUCAUAAUUGAAAAAUACUAUACCCGUCUUGGGAAUGACUUCCACACAAACAAGCGAGUAUGUGAGGAGAUCGCCAUCAUCCCUAGCAAAAAGCUGCGCAAUAAAGUUGCUGGGUAGGUUGUUUGGUUCUGAUCUGCUAGCACAUGCUAGGUGACACAAUGAAAAUCUUACAGCCAACUGCUCUGGGGAGGUUCCAGUGAGCUAGACACCUUUCUUAACAACCUGCAUCGAAAGUGACUUUGGUCUUGUUUGUGGCCUGGUCAUUGAUAGUGCAGGAAGAGAAUUCUUGAUAGCAUUUCCCGUGUUUGGAGGGUUAAUUCUCAUCCCUAUCAAACCCUGAGCUUCUCAGACACUCCUGUGGGCUUCUCCUUAAUUAGCCAGAAGGUUAGAACGGGUGGAAGAUUAUUUCUUGUGUGUGUCUUCAGUUUUUCCUUAAUGGGACUUGAGAGAAUCACAGUCAAACUUAAUCAGACACCCCUCUCUUUGCAGGUAUGUUACCCAUUUGAUGAAACGCAUUCAAAGAGGACCAGUUAGGGGCAUCUCCAUCAAACUGCAGGAAGAGGAAAGAGAAAGAAGAGACAACUAUGUCCCUGAGGUAGGUUUCGAAAGCUCAGAUGAGUUACUUGUGGUGCAUAGAUUCUCCACUCUCUUCAGACAGCAAGGAAUCUAUUGCCUCUCCUUUUUUUGCAUGCUUUGAGAAGUUGCAUGUAUUAUUUUGACAUUCUUGGUCCAGUACACUUGGCAUACUGUACAUGCUCUCUAAGAAAUGCAGCAUACACCUAGGUGGCCUUACUGCUAACUCAACUUCUAUCUCCCAGUGUUGUAACAAUGAACAAAUCAGGUCACAGGUGAAUGUAAUGCUGAAAGCCAGUUAGGAAUGCCUCAAAAGGGUGAUGGACACUAGGAUAUGGCAUACUUGGAUAUGAAACUAGCAUUGCAUAUUGUUGUUUGAGUUGGUCCUUGAGAAUUGGACACAUUUAGGUAAGAGUAUAGAACCUAGUCUAAUAAAGGCUGUCUGUAAUCUUAUGUAACACAAAGUUCCUACCAUUUUCUCAGUGCUGUACUUACAUUAUUACCUGAGACAAUCCCCGUCCACAGGCCCAUAGUUAAUACAAAUGUUACAAAAGGAACGGAGAGGGAAGAGGAAAGCAAGCCUCAGAACAGUUGCAGCUAGGAUAUGCUGUGCUUGUUCACUGACAUGGAGAAGGACUGACAAACCUGCAUCGAAAGUGAUUGUGGCCUGAUCAUUGAUACUGCAGGCAGAGAAUUCCUGAAAGCAUUUCCCGUGUUUGGGGGGCUUCUUUCCAUCCCUUCCAAACCCUGAGCUUUUCAGACAAUUUUUUUGUGUGCUUAAUGCAGUAGUGUGGUCACUACUUGAGACUUCUCAAAUGCUGUGUGGUUUUUUAAAAAUGCCUUUUAGUAAUAAGGGGCAGUUUUGCUGGACUCUUAUCUACCUGUGUCAUGACAAAAACCUUACUCCUGAUUUUCAAAACUAGUGGCUGGUAAUCUCUUUGCAGAGAAGCAUCAGAGCAAAACAGCUUAUGUACACAACCUCUCAGUAAAACACUCCAUUUCUUUUCGAAUAACUUUCAGUGUCAGUGUCUUUUCUGACUGCUUGUAGCCAAAUUCUAGGCCAGAACCCUAGUUGGCUAGGACUGAGUACAGGCUUCCAUUUCACUUUUGUUUAGGCACUACCCAUCUGAUGUGGAUUUUCACUUAAGCUGCAUAGGAGGAAUGGGCUAGUUUCUCGCUUGCUCUGCAUUGGCAGCGGUUGGCUUUCUUAUGAGUGUUUGUAGGAACAAGACCAAGGGCUUUUUUGUUCGUUCACAACUUGCCUUUUCACAGUUUAAAGCAGCAUAUUUAUUGAUCCUAUUGAGAGUAGCCAAUACAAGCAAUACAAUACAAGCCUUGUUAAAAAUGUAGCAUGAAGAAGUAUUAUGAGAUGUUUACCAUUGUUCUGGCUAAAAAAGCAAGAUCCAAGAAGCCUGUAAUCGACAGACCUUUGGUACUUUCGGAAUGAAUCAAGACGGGGGUCACUUCCUGGGGACUUAGUGUUGUUUCUUAUGGAUUAUCCACCUAGUUAGGAUACCACUGGUAUGACUUCUAGGAUGCAGUUGGGAAGUUGAAAUGUGAGGAGUGUCUGGUUCUUGUUUCCUGCCUAGUAAUUUGCUUCCAUGUACUGAAGAUUGCUGUUCUCACACUGGCUCCUCUGCUUAUGUAAAAUCACGUUUCAAAUGUGUCAUUGCCUGAUGUUUCUAAUUAGUAUUUUGGUAAAUAUAAGCCUAGAUUAUUAAACCUUGAGCAGUUGUCAUGGGUGAUCCAUGUGUAUGCUUGGUAGACCAAGAAUCUGGGUAUUUAAUGGAGCAAUAGAAAUAGCCCUUCUGGUUUCUUUGAUGAACUAUGAAAUACUUUCCCAGUCGCCAUACUCUGGGGUGUGUUUGUGUGUGUUGGCCAAGUGCUGUCUCCUGUCACUUCCCUUUCCUGAUCUAUUCUUAGAGCUCUGUAGCUGCUGGUGAUAGGCUUUUGUCAAGAAGAUUCUGCUCCUUUUAAGCAUUUUCAUUUUCUUCUGAAAGUUGCCAGAAGAUAGUGCAAGGCAGCCCAAAUCUUGAAAUUUUGACUGUAGCUCCAUCUAAUUUGGUACUGCUGGCAUGUUAUGCAUGAAUUUAUCUGCUUACAACCGCUGUUGGUGUCACAAUGCACUUAAUGAAUGGUAACUGUACAUAGGUGGAGGGAAAUUGUCAUAUAUAUGUUACAAUCCUAAAAUGUGUUCCCUUAGUAAGUUAAGAGAUUAGUGUGACUGAUGGCACCAGAAUGAAAACUUUGACUGUAAAGUUGGGAGAUGAUUGUACAGAGCCCAUUCCCAUACCAGAGAAAUCCACUCCAGUGUCGUAAUAUUUGUGGACUGGUGUAUAUUUUGAUAUUGCUAUUGGCACACUGUUUUGGGGUGCUCCUCCUCCAUUUUUUCUUUUAAGCCAGUCAUUAGUAGUGGCCUCAAGCAGACUACGGAACCAUUGUCUGGUAUAAUGUUUGUAUCACAUACAUGUGCUGUGUUGUCCUGGUGUUAAUUGUGUUUAUAGUCUGUUGACCACUAUUUAAACCAAAUCUAACCUCUAUCUCUUUCCCCAUCAGGUCUCUGCCCUGGAUCAGGAGAUCAUUGAAGUGGACCCUGAUACCAAGGAGAUGUUGAAGCUCCUGGUGAGUGGGGCAAGGGGAUUGGCACAUCUCCCAAUAGGAACUGCUCUUAUAACCGUCAGCUAGCUACUUCUUGAGAAUCACUGUCAAUGCAAUGUUCUCUGUGCAUGUUUUUUUUUUUUUAGUACCAAGAGUCACACUGCCAGGCAGCAGUAUUCAGAGUAUUCUUGGGGGUAUUUUUCUUGAAUGUUGAGUGUUAAAUGGUCAUUGGAUCUUGUUGGCUAAGCCAGACUGCUUGGGAGAUCAUUAUUGUGUUCUCCACAAAUACAAAGUGCUGUUGUUUAUUGUGUCAGUUUUGUACACCUUUCAAGUUAGCCUCAAAAGUUAAAUGACAUUAUUCCUUCGGCUAGUCAGGAUAAGGGAAUGCCCUCUUUAUUUAUCAACACUGAAAUCUGCUUGGUGUGUCUUUGCUAAGUGUUCGCUGUUCUGUGUUUCUUCCAGGACUUCGGCAGCCUAUCCAACCUGCAGGUCACACAGCCUACUGUAGGGAUGAACUUCAAAACCCCAAGAGGCGCCAUCUGAAGCCAUUGUCAAAUUUUCACUUUUAAAAUAAAUAUAUAGAAACAAAGCUGUG